AUGGGUGGGUGGGUGGGAGGACUCACAGUCAUACUCUGUUGUCUCUGGGGGUCUCCCCGUCUCUCCCCCGCAGUGGACGGGCGCUGGUCGGAGUGGGGGGAGUGGUCCACUUGCACCCGGCCGGGUUACACCGGGAGCAUCAGCUGCCGGGAGAUCGUGGGGCAGCAGAGGCGGACGCGGGAGUGCAAGGGCCGCAGCCCCGAUGGGAAGCGCUGUGAGGGCAGUACUAUCCAUAUCCGCAGCUGCUACAACAUGUUUCGGUGCAAACUGGAGGGCCAGUGGUCCGACUGGAGUCCCUGGGGUCUCUGCCUCCCACCCUGCGAGAAGAACUCCAUGAAGUCUCGGAAGCGCGUUUGCCAACCCACGUACCCCAAAUUUUCGAUGGAGACCCAGGGAGUGGGGAGCACCGGGUCGGUAAACGUCAGCUUCUGGGGCAAACCCUGGCCCCAGUGCGAGCCCGUCAACGGGCAGGCCCUGGAGGAGGAGGACGGUGAGCUGGGGGGAGGCUGA
This is a messenger RNA of Malaclemys terrapin pileata, 510 nucleotides long. Its product is annotated as properdin-like. The transcript is spliced from 3 exons. Lineage: Eukaryota; Metazoa; Chordata; Testudines; Emydidae. The record is from RefSeq and is a predicted model, not a curated record. The coding region runs from base 1 to 510 and encodes 169 amino acids.